AUGCCUCCUCCCCAGCCAGACCCAAUCAUGCAGGCUCGCAUCGAAGCCGAUUUUAAGCCUGUAGACCUCGCAGUAGGAGGUCCAAGUUCUGCAUUCGCUUUCUGCAACACCCACAAGCAGGAAAAGUGCAAAGAGUGCAACGUUGACUUCAUCGGUCUCAACCGUAUCUCCAAAAUCCUUGUCACAAACCCCACCUUGCGUUGUCCACCUCCUCCAACCGUCGUGCAAACGAAACUCUCGCAAGCAGUGACGAAUAUGAAGGAUGAGGGUAAUAACCUAUACAAACUCAGCAAGACUAGAGAAGCGCUCUCAAAGUACAAUAUGGCUGCGAGCAUAGCAGUGCAGAGACCAGCUUGGGAAGGUGCAGGAAUACUACGAGAAGAGCUCUCGACCGUCGUAUCCAAUCGCUCAGCAGCUCUUCUUGAGCUCGGAGACUACCUCGGCGCGCUCGUCGAUGCCGAGACCGUUAUUUCCGUUCGUAGACAAUGGCCAAAAGGUCAUUUCAGAAAGGCCAAGGCACUCGUUGGACUUGGUCAAAUAGAAGAGGCCAAAGAUGCCAUCUCUCUUGGACUUCAAUUUGAGCCUAAUAACACUGAGCUCAGCGGAUAUAUGCUUGAGUUGGACAAGCUGUUGGCAGCGCGUAACCAGUCAAAAGAAAAGCCCGUGUCUGUCACUUCUUCGUAA
Messenger RNA from Suillus paluster, 684 nucleotides. RefSeq lists its product as uncharacterized. Gene Ontology annotation, molecular function: Hsp90 protein binding. Lineage: Eukaryota; Fungi; Basidiomycota; Agaricomycetes; Boletales; Suillaceae. The record is from RefSeq and is a predicted model, not a curated record. Bases 1 to 684 code for a protein of 227 amino acids. The transcript has 3 exons.